Ceratosolen solmsi marchali is the source of this 544-nucleotide messenger RNA. RefSeq lists its product as uncharacterized. Bases 1 to 480 code for a protein of 159 amino acids. The record is from RefSeq and is a predicted model, not a curated record. Lineage: Eukaryota; Metazoa; Arthropoda; Insecta; Hymenoptera; Agaonidae. The transcript has 2 exons.
AUGGAAUAUGAAAAUAUAUUCAAAGGUGCAGAUAAAUUUGUAAGACAUUUAUUACAUCAAUAUUUUCCAAAAAGCGAUGGGACAGAUACCGAUAUUCUUACUCUAGUUUUUUUACAAAAAUUAGAAUAUAACAAAAUUCGAAAUUUGUCAUUACAAAAUGAUAAGAUAUACAAAGGGUGGAAAAAUUUUCUUAAUGAUUUACCAUUUUCAAGCACUGAAUUAGUUUUACGACCAGAAGAAAAGUAUUCAUACUUAAUUUUUCCAAUUUUUUUUAUUAGUUAUCUGUGCGUUACUAACGAUAUAAGAACAAUACAAUUAUUUAGUUUUAUAUUUGAAUAUAGAUUUUGGCGUUGGAAAAUGUAUAAAAAGUACAUACUUAAACAAAGAACCGAUUUUAGAAAAAAAAUGAAAGUUGGUCCACAUUUUGAUCAACUUGGUCGCUUCCCAGUUACUGGAGAAGAUAUGCGCUUGUAUCGUUAAUCUAUUCAAGCUGUUAAAAACAAUACAUUCAUAUAAGAAGAGGUCGAAUGAAUAAUUAAAUUAU